AUGACCGAAAACAACCCUCAACGUCACGCCACAAACGCAACUGUGGAUACAUUCACAGAAUUUGAUUAUGUAGUCGUAGGAGGAGGUCCAGGCGGAAUGGCAUGUGCUGCUGCUUUAUCCGAAAAUGAAAAAGUGACAGUUGGUGUAUUAGAAGCAGGUCCAUGGCUUCCAAACGAUCCACUUAUCGAAUAUCCUUCCAUGAUGGGACAAUCAAUCAUGAAUCCAAAAUAUGAUUGGUGCUUAAAAACAACUCCACAAAAGUAUGCCAACGAUCGUGAAUGGAUUUUACCACGCGGAAAGAUGUUAGGCGGUAGUAGCGCAAUGAACUUUAUGUGUUGGCAAAGAGGUUAUAGAACAGAUUUUGACGAUAUUGCCAAGCUUGGUAACCCAGGUUGGGAUUGGGACAGUCUCACUCCCGCAUACACCGAAUUAACACAAACAGCAACUUCAAACUUGACUCAAGUGCAAAAAGACAACGGCGGAGCAAUUGAAGAAGGCUGUCAUGGAACAAAUGGUCCAGUAGGCGUCUCCCACUCGGUAUGGUAUUGUGAAGCACAAAAAGAAUGGUGGAACAUGUUUUUGACAAAUGGCUCUAAGCAUGUCCAAGACGGCUCAGGAUCAGGUGAAAUGUAUGGCUUGUGGAAUACACUCUUUUCCGUUGACUCACAAACACGUAAAAGAACACAUGCAGGUACAGCCUUUUACGAACAAGGCAACUAUUCUACUCGACCGAACUUCAAGGUUUUGUGUGAUGCGACUGCUGUCAAGGUGGAAUUGAGUCGUGAUCGCGCAACAGGAGUUUCAUACUUGCAUGACGGUAAAGAGUACAUCGUCAAGGCAAAACGUGAAGUUAUCCUUGCCGGGGGUACUUUCUUAACUCCCAAAUUGUUGGAGUUAUCCGGUAUCGGAGAUGAGUCAAUCUUGCAAAAGCACAAAAUUCCCGUCAAAAUCAAGAAUGACAAUGUAGGCAAAAAUCUCCAAGAGCAUUUCUAUCUCGGUUCCGUAUUUGAGGUGAACAAAGAUGUAAUCACAUACGAUAAAUUGAAAAAUUCGGAAUUUGCACAAAAAGCCAUGGCUUACUACGGCGAUUCACCCGAUACAGAUCUCACGGGCGGAAUUAUUGCUGCGCCUUGCUGUUCAGCGUUUGGUUAUUUGUCCCUCAAAGAUCUCUUGUCGCCUGCUGAAUUUGCCGAAUUAAAGGCGAUUGCAGACUUUGGAGACAAUCAAGAAGGAUGGUCAGAUGGCAUGAAACGUGUACAAGAAUUGCAAUUGGCCAAAUUGUUCUUCGAUCGUGCUCCUGCGAUGGAAUACACUUUAUUGCCCGCAUUUGCAACAACGGACGGCGCUCCAAAGGAUGAAACGGGUUAUGUGACAAAUUUGAGUCUAUUACAAUAUCCACUCUCUCGUGGCACGGUGCAUAUCAAAUCGAAUGAUCCAAACGAGCCACCUGCCAUCGAUCCCAACUACUUUUCCAAUCCUGCCGAUCUCCGUUUGAUGGCGUAUGCGAUGAGAAAAGGUGUUGAAGAUAUCGAAAAGGAUCCAGGAAUGGCAAAGCAUAUCGUCGAACGUCAUGCGCCCAAAAAGGAUGAAUCAAAAACGAUUGAAGAAUAUGAAGAAUUCAUUCGUAAUCAUGCAAGUACCACAUAUCAUCCCGUUGGAACCUGUUCAAUGAUGCCUCGUGAAAUGGGUGGUGUUGUUGAUGCGCAAUUACGUGUCUAUGGAACACAAAACUUGCGUAUUGCUGAUGCGAGUAUUCUUCCAGUCAUGCCUUCUGGUCAUAUCCAAAGUGCAUGUUAUGUUAUUGGACACAAGGCAGCCAAUAUGAUGCUCAAACAAAUCGUUUGA
Meira miltonrushii is the source of this 1845-nucleotide messenger RNA. RefSeq names its product alcohol oxidase. NCBI's taxonomy places the organism in Eukaryota, Fungi, Basidiomycota, Exobasidiomycetes, Exobasidiales, Brachybasidiaceae. Gene Ontology annotation, molecular function: oxidoreductase activity, acting on CH-OH group of donors; flavin adenine dinucleotide binding. The transcript has a single exon. The record is from RefSeq and is a predicted model, not a curated record. Bases 1 to 1845 code for a protein of 614 amino acids.